Molecule: messenger RNA, 3720 nt
Organism: Electrophorus electricus (electric eel)
Lineage: Eukaryota; Metazoa; Chordata; Actinopteri; Gymnotiformes; Gymnotidae
Gene: trip13
Product: thyroid hormone receptor interactor 13
Biological process (GO): reciprocal meiotic recombination; meiotic recombination checkpoint signaling
Cellular component (GO): nucleus; chromosome
Molecular function (GO): ATP binding; ATP hydrolysis activity
Source: RefSeq, a predicted model, not a curated record
CAGUCUCUGCGCGGUAAAUUCGAGGUACCGCUGGCUUUUAGGAUGAAUGGAGAAAAGAUGGAAGUUACCUGGAAUCCCAGUAAACUCCCUUCUGAAGACGCUAGCGUUAGCUCCGAUCGAGGCGAUGUUCAAGUUGAAGUUCUUGUUAAAUCUCAAAGCACUGUGAGGAGGACUGAAGUAAGAACGCACGUCUUGGCUCUGCUUGACCGACACAGUCUGAUCAUUGGGCCUUACAAAUGGACCGAGUUUGAUGACGACUUCCUGACUAACAAUGUUGCGUCUGUUGCUGUUGUGGACAUCGAUGGAAUGGCUCCCCUUGAUCUAAAGGCGAACAAGCUUUGCAUUUACAUUUUCUCCCUGAAUGACGAUGGACCGAGCACGCUCAACCUGGAGGAGGAAGAAGAGCUCUCUGCAGCCAAUCACUGGCUCCUGCCAGCAGCUGAGUUUCAUGGCAUCUGGGAAAGUUUGAUUUAUGAAGAAGGAAUCAAAAAGCAACUCUUGGAUUAUGUUUCAACAGCGAUUUUCUUUUCUGACAAAAAUGUUGACAGCAAUCUGGUUGCCUGGAAUCGUGUCGUCUUGCUUCACGGGCCUCCAGGAACCGGGAAGACGUCUCUGUGUAAAGCACUUGCCCAGAAACUCUCCAUCAGAAUGUCGGGAAGAUAUUCCUAUGGACAAUUUGUGGAAAUCAACAGCCACAGUCUAUUUUCUAAGUGGUUUUCCGAGAGUGGUAAAUUAGUCACCAAGAUGUUCCAGAAGAUUCAGGAACUGAUAGAUGACAGAGAGGCUCUUGUUUUUGUCUUGAUUGAUGAGGUGGAGAGUCUGACAGCAGCGCGGAAUGCAUCUCAGGCUGGAACAGAACCUUCAGAUGCCAUCAGAGUGGUCAACUCCGUCCUCACACAGUUGGACCAGAUCAAACGCUAUCCAAAUGUGGUUAUCCUCACUACAUCAAACGUAACAGAGAAGAUAGACCUGGCGUUUGUGGACAGAGCAGAUAUAAAGCAGUAUAUCGGCCUGCCUAGUGCCUCUGCCAUCUUCAACAUCUACCUUUCCUGUCUAGAGGAGCUCAUGAAGCGACAGGUCAUCUACCCAAGACAGCAGCUUCUGAACCUGGAGGAGCUGGACACCAUGGGCUACAUCGAGAGCGACGUGACCGGACUCAGCUUGCACCUGCAGGGAAUUGCGAGGAAGAGCACAGGCUUAAGUGGACGCACGCUGCGGAAAAUCCCCUUUUUGGCUCAUGCUCUUUACGCAAAGACCUCCGUAUUAACUGUUGAGAGUUUCCUGGACGCCAUGGACAAGGCUGUCGUUCAUCAGUUAAAGGAACGUGAGAAGCUGGUUAGCUGUUCAUGAGCAGAAGCUCAUAUGGCAGAUGUGGGUUUCUCCCGUUCUCUAGCUCACUGAGUAUUUGUAUUAACCUACCGACUGGUGUUUACUGAACAAUAACCAUCUUCUUUUUUUUUUUCGAAGAUCAAACUUAUUUGAACAGUUUGAAAAAAAAAUAGCACUUUGAGGAGAAAGUACUAUUUUUUUAAAAGUAAAGCUUUAUUCUUCUGUUUAUUUUACAUGACUAGCAAAAAGAUGGGAAAAGUAAUUCAAAUUUAAUUGCAUCUUAAUUGGAAGAGAGCGCUCCUGGCACCACAAUACGACCACACUAGCGCUGCAAUAUUGUCAGGACACCAAUUCCUUUUUGACAACUUACGGUUUGCUUUGUGUUGCUUUCAGUUUAGUUGUUAUUUUUACUCAACAUGUACAGAGAAACAGAUUUUGUUCCCAUUUUCAUGGUGUGAUUCUAGAACUGUUGGGGUGGUGAGCUGUGACCUUGGUUCCCAAAAGCAUCAUAGUGUCACAGGGAUCUUAAAAUAGUCCUGAAAACAUCUGUGCUUGAACCAAGAAUGAUGUUUGUUGUUGUUUUUGUAUAUGUUUAUUUAAAUACUUUCAUUAAAAUAAGGCAAAAAAUACAAACUUAACUUACUUUACAUGUGGCCUUCUGCACCUUAUCACCACUAGGUGGCAUGUAGGGACUAAGUUCUUACACAGAUUUUGUUCCCCACAUUACACAGGCUUGUCCUGCUAUCCCCUAGAUGGGUAUUAAACUGGCCCUCCAAACAAGAGCCAUUUAACUAGCUGAAAAUGUCUUACCCACGUCUUGUGGUUUCCUGUUCAAAUGUUAGCCAUCCCGAAUGAAUCAUUGCCUGUGUAAACAUAAAAAUUGUUUAAUAUGUAAUAAUUUAGAAAAAUACUGACCUAUUCAAACUUUUUCUUCUCCCACCUCUAUUACUGUAUAUGAAAUUAAUUUAAAAGUAUUAAAUUACUACGUAUCGGUUGCUGGUGUUCACAUUAUAAUUAUUCAAUUAUAAGGGCAUGUAAUCGAUGAUUAAUUACCAUUGUAACCAAAUCCUUGCAGUGUGUCUUAGCCCCGCCCUCGGCGGUGGCGUAGCACAUGGUCUUUGUUUACGUUCCCUUUUCUGUUUGUUCUUCGUUUUUGUUUAUGGCGACGCCCCACGCAGCGGGUUGGCCUCAGUGUCCGCAUCACUUAUGUGCUAUUAUAUCAUUAUGCUGUUCCUUUUAUUAACAAUUUCUGUUUGUAUGACUAUUGUCAGUCAAUGAUAAUGUUACAUUGGUUGUCUUUAGACCUGGUUAGUGCACUUGUUCGGUUUCGUUUCAUCGUUAAACUGUUCUGUUGGAAACUUGCGUUUUCGGGCAUGGAAGUCCCGGUGUUGUCUCGGGAGACGUGGACGAUUCCCUGGUGCUCGUCGAGGAUGUCGGAGUCACUGCCAUCCACUCCAUGCCCGUCCUGCCAGUUGACCUGUGCCAGCUUUCUCCUCAGAGGCAGGGAGCCUGGAUGUGAGCUCCACCCGGAGAAGAACCCUAGCCAAAGCCACCGUAGCCUACCCCUACAACUGAAGUUUUGGUGACUGGAACUGCCUCAUUUCCAGGAUGGGAUAAGUGACAUUUUUGGGGGGUGGUCUAGGGGCCAACCGGUCUGAGCGUGGCCGCUAUGUGGGUAUCCGCAUGUGUUUCACAUGUUCUUUGUCUUGUUUUAUUGCCACGCCACACUUUGGUGCUGCAUGUCUGCCUUUAGUGUCCGCAGCUGUAUGACUUGUGCGUUAUGUCAGUGUUUUUUUAUAAGCCCUUUCUUAUAAAACACCGUCGACGCUCACUGAUAAUGUUACAUGGCCUUUCCUUAAUGCUGGUUGGUGCGUUUUUGUUUUUUUGGUUCGAUUUAGUUUUCGUUAGUUUCAGUAAACAUGGAGAUUCGUCUUUGCGUCCUUUUUUUUCUUGCGCGUUCAACGCCCGUGACAGCAUGGAAAGCUAGGUUUUUUCAUGUUUUGCCAAAAAAACGCUGCCACAACAUUCAUUGUCUCGGAGCCAACGAACAGUUCGCAAAUCUGCCGCGCAUAGUUGCACAACUACUUACUGUAGUCUUUCAAAUCACCAUGUGUAAUUAAAGUCACAUCAGGAGCCAAAGGACGUGUGUAAGGGUGGAGGUGGACAGAAGGAGAGCAAAAACAUGCCUGAUACCUACAUAAUUGCAAUGUCUGGAGGCGGUUUUCUUUUCUUUUUUUUUCGCUACUCGGUUAUUCAAAAGUCAGCCGACUGUUUCAAUACAAGCGCUAAAGAAAGGAGGAGGAGAAACAAAUCAAAAGGCUUCUUGUACAGUCCCAUGUGGUUAGAAAUUGCCAGAAAGUUCUAAACGAAAUAAAUAUGUUUGUCUCCUCA